AUGUCUCGCAACAUCCUCUUGACCGGCGCCUCCGGCUACCUAGGCGGCACCUUCCUCGAGCUUCUCAAGAACGCCAACCUCCCCGCCUACAAGAUCUACGCCGUAGUCCGCUCCGACAAACAAGCCGAAGCAGUCAAACAAUACCUCAAUGUCGAGCCCAUCACUGUUGACCUGUCCAACACCGAUGCAGUGUCCUCCGCCAUCAUAGACCACAAUAUAACAAUCGUAUACCACCUUCACAACCCCCUCGACAACACCACACCCGCCUGGAUCAAGGCCCUCGCAACCGUGAAGCAGAAAACCGCCCAGGAUGUCCACUUUCUGUUUACUACGGGGGCGAAGCUCUUCUCCUCUCACGCGGGGGCACCUACGCGCCCGUUCUCAGACACAGACCCCUCCCUCUUUGCCAUCCAAAAGGCCCAGCCGGAAAAAGCACCCAUCGAUGCGAUGGGCAUGGGCGUCUCAUGCAACAACCUCGUCAUCUCGACCGCGCAAGAACUAGGUGUAAAGUCCUACAUUUUCGCGCCGUGCAUCGUCUACGGCGCGGGUCUUGGUUUCGGAAAUAAGAUCUCCAUACAGACGGUUGCGGUGGUGAAGGCUGCGGUGAAGACGAGGAAGGUGUAUAAAGUGGAUGAAGGGCGUCCGACGUGGCCGGUUUGUCACGUGGAGGAUAAUUCCACUUUGUAUAUUGAGAUUCUACGCGGGAUGCUGGAAGGGAGGGAUAUUGGGAGUGGAGAGGAGGGGUAUUUCCUUGCGAGUCCGGGGAGCAUGGCGUGGGAUGAUAUCUACGCCGCUAUGGGGAAGGCGUUGAAGAAGCGAGGUGUCGUUGAUGAUGAGACGGUUGUGGAAGCGGAUGGAACUGCUUUGGAGAAGAUGGGGGAAGGAAUGGAGUGCCCGGCGGAGUUUGUGCCAAUGCAGGUCGGUGGGCUGUGUACGUUGACGGCUGAGCACGGGAAGAAGAUUGGGUGGAAGCCGAAGUACGCGCCGGAACAUAUUGUGGAGGCUGCGGAUGCGGAGGUGGCGCUUAUUUUGGAGCAUCUGGAGGCCGCGAGGAGUUAUGCGAUUCCGAAGGGAUGA
Molecule: messenger RNA, 1077 nt
Organism: Didymosphaeria variabile
Lineage: Eukaryota; Fungi; Ascomycota; Dothideomycetes; Pleosporales; Didymosphaeriaceae
Exons: 1
Coding region: 1-1077 (358 amino acids)
Source: RefSeq, a predicted model, not a curated record